UUUUGGUGCAAAAUAUACCACAGAAAACAUCCAUAGAAAAAGUGAGAUUAUAUUUUGAAAACCAUAGGUCAGGUGGUGGAGUAAUAGAGAAGGUUGUUAACCUUCAUGAUGGGGUGGUUAUUAUGUUUCAAGAUGAUAAAUAUGUCCAAAGCACGCUGGAAAAAGUUCAUUAUUUGGAUGACACUCGAUUGAAGAUAGUUUCCAGGUUCAUUCCUCCUUUAUGUGGAGAUAGAUUUCUUCUUAGUAAUGUUGGGAAAGGAACUUCUUUAGAUACGGUUGAAUUAUUGCUUGAAAAUUGUGACAAGCCCAAUCAACGCUGCCCUGAACUAAUCCCAUGUAAAAUUGAAGGACAGUAUCUCGCUCUUUAUAAAGAACCAACAGAACUGUAUGAAAUCAGGGAAAUAACAAAAGAAAUAUCAAGAAAUAAAUUAGAGGGUUGUGCCUUGAAGGCUACACUUAUGCAACCAACAAAUGCUUUAUUAGUGGAAGGCAUUCCUGGUGAUUCUUCCAAGGAAAAUAUUGAAACCUUCUUCAACAACUGUGCUAAUAUAGAAAAAGAUAAAGUUACAACAGUUGACUUGUGUUCUGUAAACACUGCUGUUGUCAGCUUUGCAGAUUGCCAAUGUGCUGAGAGUUUAUGGGAACAUUGCAAACGCACAACUUUACAAAUGAAUAGAUGUUGCUUGAAAAUAUCACUCUACUAUCAUCAUCUGCAAUCAAAUCAUUCUGAAACUAAUAAUUCUUCUGAUCAUCGUGAGAAAACUUUUGUAGAACCUCAAUCUUCAAGUGCUGAAGGCAUGUCCAUGAAAUCUGUAGUUAGUUCUGUGCAAAAUGAAGGUAGCUACAUGAUUACCAGUGGUUCAGAUAUUCUGAAUUAUCUUGGAUUUGCCAAAUUAAAUAAGAACCUAAGAACAGAAUUUUCUCAAAGAGCAAACAUUGUUUUGUCAGUUGCUGAUGAUUCUGUUUACAUUCAAUACACUAUGAAGGAUGAUGAGGACCCACAAAGUUUGUUGGAAGAUUUUGACAAAUUCUUUUCUAAUUUUUCAUCACAAUUAGUGAGUGGCAAUGACGCUGAGUUGUCCAAACUUCGUUCUUUAUUUAACUGGACAGAAGAUGAAGAAAAAAUAAAACUUAAAAUUGAUUCAACCGUGAUGCAUGUUUUUAUUCGGUCGACUACUGAUGGUGUUCAGAUAACUGGACAAAUGAAACAAGUUGAUGUAGUUGUAAAAGAGUUUGAACGAUUGUUGAAUUUAAAAACAGUGACUCUUCCAAUUUGUGAAUCUUACUACAAAAGGCUAAUGAAGCAUGAAGCAUUAAAUACUUUGAUGGUAAAUAAUGGAAAGGUUGAAGUGGCGUGUAAUUCAACCGAUUAUUCAGUGACAUUUACUGGAUCUGCAAAGGAUGUAGAUCAAGCUGAAUUAUGUUUCAUGAGGAAAUUUAUGUGUUUGGAACCGAUCCCAGUUGAAAAUCAAUCUGUCUCUGUUCAAGUUGAAAAUUUAGAUUUCAUGAAAGACUGCCAUGUACAAACUGAGUUAAACACAGUCCAGAGUUGUGAGACACAAACAACACCAAUGGUGGGAGAAACGUCAAGUACUGAAACUCAAACCAAAAACAUUGAGUUCAUGAAAAACUGUCAUGUACAAACCGAGUUAAACACAGUCCAGAGUUGUGAGACACAAACAACACCGAUGGUGGGAGAAACGUCAAGUACUGAAACUCAAACAGAACAAUGGCAAGAGCCUGCCUUGGUCAGACAAAAUACUGGUGCACUUCCUGCAAGUAAUAAAGAAACCUACCAGACAAUCGCUGAAAAGUUUCAAGUUCUAGGUCGGGAAGUGUUUUUGAAGGAGAAUGCAGAAUCUGCAGUCCUUCAGAAAUAUUAUGUGGACCGUCAUCUUUAUGAUUUUUUCAUUUUAACUCACAAUACGGAGGAACUUUGGUUAGCAUAAUGUUUGUACUUAAUCACAGCUUGCUGUGUAAAACACCAUUUUACAGGGCACCAUUCCAAUGUAAUGAUAUUCAUUUAAUACCAAUUGAUGAUCGUUAUGAAAUUACUUUGGCAAAGUGGGCCAAAUAUAUUUCAGAAUGGAAUUCGAUUGCAACGAAUGUUUUGUCUCGCAUCGAAAAUUCCAGAGAAAAUCUAUGCUUUGUGGAGAGAGAAGUUACUCUUUGUGAUCAGAUAAAAGUGGACGAUCUGAACCAAUUAAUUGAUCAGUUUAUGACCGAUACAACUUUUUUUUGUGGUCAGCGACAACAUAUUCAAAAAAUAAUUUUGGUGUUCAUUUGUGAAAAGAAGGAGUGGGGUGAAUUUAUGUCUGCAUUCAGACACUUUCGAAAGAUCCUACCAGGUUCAAUGAAACGUGUGUCGAAGUCAAACCCUCAACCAAACCAAACUUCCUCAGAAGUGGAGGGUGAAAAAGAGGAUGAAAAAGAACAAUGCUUGAUUUGUUUGAAUGAUAUUACUGGUACAAAAAUAAAGACACUUCCAUGCAAACAUAGAUUUCAUAAAACCUGUGUUAACCAAGCAUUAAAGGUCAACAACCUUUGCCCAACAUGUAAACAUGCUGUGGGGAAAGUAAAAGGCAACCAACCUAAUGGAAGGAUGAUACAUCAUACACAGCAACACAUCCAUCUUCCUGGAUAUGAACAAUAUGAUGCCAUUGUGAUUGGGUAUCGUUUUCUAAGUGGAACACAAGGAGUACACACUUUUAUAGAAUUUACUUAUAAAUCUAACCUAAAUUGUUCAUUGUCUGGAUUGUUUAUAUCCUACUGCUAUAUUAUUAUUUUGAACAAGGCUUGACCACAUUUCAUUAGUAUAAAGAUAAUAAGGACCAAACACAUGCCCUCUUUAUGCUCAAACUAAGAAAGUUAUACAAACAUUUAUAUAUUAGUUAUAUACAUAUAUACUAGUUUUUUUGUUUUAUUUUAGUAUUAAGUUGUCUCAUCAAAAUCUUCCUAAACAUUUUGACAAAGUUUGAUGCCAUCAAUUUCAUGUUUUUUAUUUCAGCCCGAACAUCCCAACCCUGGUGUUCCUUAUUCUGCUGCAUUCAUGACAGCUUAUCUGCCAGAUAAUGGGGAAGGAAGGGAAGUGUUAAGAUUGCUGAAGAAAGCGUUUUUCGCUCGUUUAAUUUUCACAAUUGGAAGAUCAGUAACAACUGGAUUGGAUAACCAAAUUAUAUGGAACGGUAUUCAUCAUAAAACUAAUACUCAUGGUGGUGCAAUGGGGCUUGGAUAUCCAGAUCCUGAUUAUCUAAACAGAGUUAAAGAUGAACUUAGAGCAAAAGGAAUUCAAUAAAUUUGUCUGCUUGUGAUUUUAUUUUAUUUUUUUAGGAUAGUCCCCUGAAUUUUUAAUAACCGCCUUGGUGUGGGCUGUUUAAACUUUAAUUCUAUAUAUUCAAAAUUAAAGGUUCCGUCUUCAAAAGCACACUGGGACUCUCAUUUCCUAACAAUACAAUCUCUUCUAUGCAGAUACCUAUGAUGUAAUAUUUUGUCAGAAUUUGUUUUAUCGUUUUUAACAAGUAACCUUAUUUCUUAUACGAAUACCGUAAGUGAACAUGUAACCUAUAUGUUCAUGUUAUGCACUUUAAUUCUAUUUUUAAAAUAUUUUUACUUCAUUCGUUUUCAAUAAUUAAAUGUUUUUACCAUUUUCAAUUCAAAGUAGAAAAUGUUUGUAUUGAAAAAGAUCAAAUUGUCGUGGUAAAGUUUCAACUUUUAUAAUUAUUGUUUACACAUUUUAUUCAUUUCAGA
Messenger RNA from Ciona intestinalis (vase tunicate), 3747 nucleotides. NCBI's taxonomy places the organism in Eukaryota, Metazoa, Chordata, Ascidiacea, Phlebobranchia, Cionidae. The record is from RefSeq.